Colletotrichum scovillei is the source of this 1930-nucleotide messenger RNA. RefSeq lists its product as uncharacterized. The coding region runs from base 798 to 1859 and encodes 353 amino acids. The record is from RefSeq and is a predicted model, not a curated record. The transcript has a single exon. Lineage: Eukaryota; Fungi; Ascomycota; Sordariomycetes; Glomerellales; Glomerellaceae.
UCCAAUCUUCCUUCCCAAGGUCGGUGCUUAUUGGCGUCUAAUUCCAUUACGCAUUUUCCAUAUCCCGCCCCUUUCCACCAUCAAAGGCCUAGACCCAGCCCGUCCCCCCCCCCAAGAACUCUUUGGCACUUUGCUAUAUCCUCCGACCCUGGCUCAUCAUUGUGGCUUGCACUUCUUCCUUUUCUCACCUGCUUUUCGUCGACACCGGCCCCCACAUAACACCUCUUUGACAAUCGCCGUACCUUGUUUUAUUUCUUUGAUUGAAUUCCCCGAACCACUCUUCCUCUCCCACGCCGGGCCAGCUGCCUUUCCCAUCUACUAGGUCGGAUGUUCAAAGAUACCCUUUAUUAACCCCCGCCGGUUUUUCGUCGCUGCUUCGUGGCAGCAGUUUUCUGCCAACGACUCGGUCUUGCGUGUUACUGUGUCGGUCAUUAAUUAUUCACUUCUCCGACAUCACCGGCUGUACAUCGUCAUUCGACAAAAGCAAUCUGCGUAGGACCUACCGCACCAGACCUUUCUUUCCUACGCUUUUUUGUCGAACCGUCAUCGAUCUUUACAGCUGGUCUUCAACCCAGUAUCAAAUACUCGAACGAUUCCGAAUCAGGAACACUCUCGCGGUCGAUACACGGGGGCUCGUCUGUACGGAUCACACGCCGCACUUGCACCAAUCUGCAGCGGGCGAUACCGAAACACGUUGCUGUUUCUUCUGGCUCAGCAGCUAGAAUACAGCUUGAGGGACCGAAGGCCCUAAAGGCGUUUCCGACAAACAGCAACAAAAGUAUCUGGAAUCUGACGCAAUGUCUCGCCCAGAUUCUUCACUGGACAGCAGCGAGAAGGACAGGAACGCGCCGCUGGACCACCCUAAUUCCGAUCAGUCUACAACCGAGACGAAGUUCUCUGACAGCAAUAACAACAACCACAAUGAAGACAAGAAACAAGAUGUUGAAGGAAGAAUACCAACCAGUGCCGCCUCCGCUACCGUGGCCACUGCAGAGCACGAACUGUACGAACCCUACGAUAACGGCUACCACUUCCCACCCGCACACACCAAGUCGCAGUCUAUGAAGAUUGGCGCAAAAGCGUUCUGGAAUUACACCUGCACGCCCCUCGGCUUCUUCGUCGUUCUCUACGGCCUGAAUGUCGUUGCUUGGGGCGGCAUGCUGUUUCUGCUACUUUGCAAUGCGUCCCCGGCAAUGUGCUACCCGACAUGUAACGAUAUCAACUCCCCCCGGCGCAAAUGGAUCGAAUGGGAUUCGCAGAUUCUGAACGCUCUGUUCUGUGUCACAGGAUUCGGAUUGGCGCCGUGGAGAUUUCGUGAUCUGUAUUUCUUGAUGCAGUAUCGCAUCCUGAAGAAACCUGAAGCUCUUGGCCGGCUUGCGGGUAUACACCGCGGAUGGUUCCGUUUGCCUGGAUCUGACCAACUCCCUGUCCACAUUGGCCCCGAAAACGUCAUGGAGCUGGCAAACGAACGGCCUGUGUUGCACAUCCCGCACCCCGAGAAAGCUAUUCCCAACGCUCCCCUCACUGGAGUUCGAGCACCCCCCACGGCAAUUUGGAAAAUGGACUUCGUCAUCUGGUUCAAUGUAUGGAACACAUUCUUGCAGUGUGUUCUCUCAGGCUUCAUGUGGGGAAUGAACAGAUUCGAUCGACCCAGUUGGUCCACCGGUCUUUUCGUUGCGCUCGCUUGUUUGGCGGCUGCCAUAGGAGGCUUGAUGAUGUUCUUCGAGGGUAAGAAAGUGAAGAGCAUUGAAGGCGUGCCGCUCAGCAAAGAAGAUGAGGAGCGUCUGGCAAAAGAUAAGGAAAUGGGGGUUCACCAUUACAACAACAUCAAGGACAAGAAGCCCAAGGAAAAGAAAUAGGCUAGUGCGUAGGAUUAAGCCACAGAUGAGAUACCUAUAUACGAAGAGUAAUACAAUACGCAAUGACACCU